This is a messenger RNA of Effrenium voratum, 3051 nucleotides long. NCBI's taxonomy places the organism in Eukaryota, Dinophyceae, Suessiales, Symbiodiniaceae. The record is from the annotation of a GenBank genome assembly.
CCAUCCCCAAAGCUCCCCUCCUUGGGGAGGGCUGCAGCCGACUCAUGCGGCCAUGCGCUGCGCGUCCUGCGGCCGCGAAGACCCCCCCGCGCGGUGCAGCCGAUGCCUGUCCGCGUGGUUCUGCGGGCCCGAGUGUCAGAGGGCGGCCUGGCGAGAGCACAGGCCCCUUUGCAAGCUCAGCGACUCGAAAGCCGGACAAGCCGAGGGUGAGAGGUCUUUCCUGUGGGGCGAGGCGUCUGACACACUGCUGCACGCUGUGCCUUGGAAGGUGUCAGAGAAGCCUUUGGAGAGAGUCGAGGCCUUAACGCGGUCCCAGCAGCACCUCGACGCCUUGGGCGUCGCCCUCACCGCGCGCCUCGCUCGCUUCGGCGACGAAGAGGCGAGCGACGCAGCCUUGAGACAGGCGGCGGAGGCUCUGUGGAAGCGAUGCCAAUGGGAACCGCACCCAAAGGAGAAGCAUGACUACAGCUUGCUGCAUGCGAUCCCCGAGGGCUGUGCCGAAGUCAUCCACCAGGACCCACCUCCAACUUCGUCGCUUCCGCCGCAGACUGGGCCGGUUCCUCCGCGGUAUGAGCCCCAGCUGUGUGGGUCCAGCUGCCCGGUGGUGGAUGCAAAGGGCGGCUUUGGGCCGGAGGUGCGGCGGCAGCUGGCCGCCUACUUCAACCCAAAGGCGCCCCGGCCUUGUAUCAUCAAGAACUUCCCCAUCUUCCAACAAGCCGUGGAGAAGUGGGAUGUGGCUUACCUGGCGCAGCACAUGGGUGACCAGCUGUACCAUACCUUCGCCUCCAGCCAGGAGGAGCGACGCUUCGCGUACGCCUUCGACUGCCGGAACGAGGGCGGCUACGAGCCAGCGCGCAUCGCCGAGGCGUGCAAGAUGACGUUUAAGGACUUCGUGGCCAAGCAGAAGGCCCAGGACGGGAUGGCGUACUAUCUGCAGACCCCGGUGCUGCGCUACGAGGACAACGUCAUCACCUCAGCCAAGUUCGACGAGGCCUUGGAGGCGGACCUGCAUACCAUGGACCGCACUCUGGUGAACCAGCUGGCCGCCAUAGGGAAGUUCGGGCCGCUGAGCCGGAACCAACUCUUCGUGAGCUUCCGGGACUUUCUGACGGCAGUCCACUACGACCAGCAACACAACCUCUACCUUCAGCUCCGGGGCACCAAGAGAUUUUUGCUCUUCGAUGUGGCUUGCGCGCCGGCGCUCUACCCCUACCCGGUGCACCACUCCCUGGAUCGCAAGGCCCGGGUGGACUUGGAGCACCUGGACGCGACUUGGCCCAAGGCUCAGGCCUUGGCCGGGCGCGGUGUGGAGGCGAACCUGGAGCCCGGCGACCUGCUCUUCCUGCCGAUGAGCUGGUUCCACCACGUGCACAGCCUGGCGGAGGAGAACGUGUCAUUGAACUUUUGGUUCUACGACUCGGGGUUCCUCUUUGAGCCCUCAAAGGUGGAGUGGCCUUUGACGCAAAUUUCGCUGCUGGAGCUGUCGCGGCACGUGGAGUACUUCGUGGCGGAGCAGCUGGGCCCCGCUGCCGUGGGGGCCUUUGUUGGCUGGUGGCUCAACGGCCAAAUGGGUCCAGGGGACCCCGUGCUCGGUGAGCGCUGGCGCCUGGUGCGGAACUACCUGCUGCGGCAGCUGCUGCGUCUGCCCCGCACCGCCGCGCGCUUCGUGGUGGCGGCGCUGGACCCCAGGCGCUGGCAAGGCCUUGCCCGGCAAUCGGCGUCGCCUCAAGCCUCCCUGGGGCUCACCGACGAGCACAAGGUCUCCGAGCUGCUGAACGAUUUGAAGGAGCUGUCUCUGGGGGUCUUCCACAGCCGCAUGCCGGCCUGGGCCUACCGCAGCCUGGGCCGCGCCAUUCAGACCAUGCAGCGCCACAAGCUCAGGUUCUUCCUGGAGUGCGCGGAGGAGGUGUUGUGCCUCUUGCGGGACCACACUAAUUGGGGUUCCGGUGUGGCGACGGCUCCGGAGCUCUUCGCGGUGUCGGAGGCGCGGAAGGCCCCGGCGGCGCUGCUGCGCACGCUGCACGAGCUCUGCGACCUCGCGGAGGCGCGGUACGUGCGCGUGACCGUGGUGGACAAUGGGCUCUUCGCCAAUUGGCUGCAGGUCCUGGACGCGGCUUACUUCGCAGAGGUGCCGGUGGACGUGGACUGGGUGAGGACCCAGCAGCAGCGGGAGUUCAACUACGGCCGAGUGGGCGAGGAUGUUUUCCAUGGCCUCUUUGAGCGGAUCCCACUCUCGGAUGCCACGCAGCCGCGCUUCGACGUGACGCACCGCUUCAACUUCCUGCUGGUGAACGUCUUCCGCGGCCACUUCCUUCGAGGCCCCCAGGCCCCGCGCCGGCGCCUCGCCUACGCGGCGGCGGCGAAGUCCCUGCGCCCCCGGGCGGAGGUUCUGGCCCAGCGUGACCGGCUCCUAGCGCGGCGGAAAGAGGCGGAGCCGCUGAUCGGGGUGCACAAGCGCGUGGACAACCCGGGCACGGCGCGGAUGCAGUUGGAGCAGCGCAUGCUCAGCACCCAGGCCUACCUACAGGCGGCGAGGAAGCUGGUGGAGGAGUACUCCGACGGCCGGCCUUUGGUGCUCCUCGCCUCCGACGACGAAGCCGCCGUGGAGACGUUUCGCCAGGCCUUCCAGGAUCGCCUCAUCUUCGCCGGAGACGUGAAGCGGUGCCAGGGCGGGGUCAACGAGCAGAAGCUGCCGCUGGAGGUGCACGGCCAGCAGACUGCCCUGGCCCUGUCGGACGCCAGGGACUGCCUGGUGGACGCGCUGCUGCUCAGCAGCUGCGAUGCCAUGGUGCACGCGGAUUCCAACGUGACUAUCGCGGCGGGGAUCAUGAAUCCCUACAUGCCCGCCUUCCACGUGCGCGACCUGGCGCCAUCAGCGCCGGAGGCAGGCGAGUGGCAGGGCUACAAGCCCUGCCGCCUGCCCUUCUGACGAGUUCCGCGGCAGGCGCAGCCAACGCGAGGUCGACCGGCGAGGUCUUCCGGGAGAUGGAUCAACAUAUGCCUUUGAGAAGGUGGCCAAAGGGGCCAUCAGAUGCGGGAACCGUGCAACGG